AUGAAUAAAAACUAAACAAUAUUCGAAGAGGUCUGCACCAAUUCAAUAUACUGUUAAAACGAUUUAUGCUAAUUGGAUCAUUCCAGGAUAUACGUUGGAGUUUGCAUAGAUUUAUUAAGGGCAGAAUAAUAAUUUUAUAAUGAUGGAGGAGAAGAUUUCAAAUAAUUAAUUUGCAAUAAUUCUAAUUGCAACUUAUAUCACUUCAAUGAGGAGAAAUUUAAUAAUUUAAAGAGUGGAAUAACCAUUAAUGGAAUAUUUCCUCAUAAUCUAUGUCGUUAGGAUUGUAAAUUUAAUUGUAAUUAUAUACACAGAGAAUGGGCUUAAAAUGUAUGUUUAAAUAAUAUUGUUAAAAUCUGCCGUAAUAAAAAUUGUAAAUUUGAACAUAAAGAAUGGUAAUCAUUAAAAGAAAAAGCCAAAGCUUGUUCAAAAAUUCAAUUUAUUACACCUGAGGAAAUAUUUUCUAAAGAUAAGUAUGAUUGUGGAAAAUACUCAUAUUUAUUGAAAGAUUAUUGUAACCUUUAUAUAUAGGGUUUGUGUAGAAAUAAAAAGUGUUAAAAAAAUCAUAUAGAUUGGGAAAAUAUUGAUAACAAAAUGAAUUAAACAAAUUCUUUAAAAUCUUGUAUUGUUAUUGCUUAAGAAAGAAAAAAGUAAAUUCAAACUACAAGUGAUGAAGUGUAAUUAUUUUGCAAAUAAUCAGAAUUUUUUCAUUAUUAAAAGAGGUUUGAUCAAUAAAAUAUUAUAGACGUUGUUUUUAUAAUGGAUUUAACUGAAUCGAUGAAGCAAUGGAAAGAACAUAUGCAAAAUACAAUGGAUACAAUAAUAGAUAAAUUUAUAAAAUCAAUUAAUGGAUAUCAAGUUAGAGUAGCAUUUGUAGGUUAUAGAGAUAUAUGUGAUAAGGAGGACUAGAUAGUUUAUUGGAGUUUUACUAAAAAAAUUGAUGAACUUAAGAACUUUAUAAAGGGAUUAGAAGCUAAAGGAGGUGGAGAUUAUGCUGAGGAUAUAGUCUCUGGAUUCAAAUAAGCUUUUUAACUUAAUUUUUCUCACCAUGAAGACAGUUUAUUAUGUACAUUUUUACUUGCUGAUGCUCCUUGUCAUGGAAAAGCUUAUCAUAAAUAUCAUAACUUUUAAUCUGAUAAUCAAUUUGAUAAAAUGCCUAAUAACUAUUUUGAAGAUGUUUUGGAAAAAUAUAAAAAAAUUAAAAAAAAUAAUUUUCUGUGUUGUAUUAAAAUUAAUGAUACUACAGAUAUUAUGUUUGAAAAAAUGUAAAAAGCCUUUCCAAUGUUAACAAUAACAACAAAAAAAUAACCUGAAGAUUUAAGCGAAUUAGUUAAAUUUACAUUGCUAGAAUCUGUAACAAAAUCCAUACAAAAUAAUUAAUAAACUAAUUAAGAGUAUGAGUAUUAAAAAGCAAAUUUCAUAAAAUUCAAAUUAGAUACAUUUACUGAUAAAUAUGAAAGUGAUUAUUUUUGGAAAUCAUUCUUGGAAUUUUGCUAAACAAGAAAUGGUGAAACAGGAUUAAAAGUGUAUAAAAAGAAAUUAAAUAUAUUAGAUGAUAAUUCAUCUACUUAUAUUUUUAAAGCUUUUGAUUCCAUAAAUAAUAGAGAAGUUAUUAUUAAAAUUCCAAAAAAAUAUGUUGAUAAUCAAAAAUAAUUUACUAAUGAAGAGAUUUCCAGAGAUGAAGAAUUAGCAGAAACAAGAUUUUAUUCUUCUUGCUAUGCUUGCUAAAUGGCAUAUUUCUUUAAUUAAAGAUUAAAAGAAAAUAAUCUAUUAAAGGAGAUGUAACCUCUCUUUUAUGCUCAUCCAAUUUUGUAUACACUUUCAAAACCAUUAUAUGGAAUGAAAAAAGUUUAUGGUGAAACCUUCAUAUAAAUUUAAUAAUACAAAUUUUAAAAGUACUCUAACAAUUCUAAAUAUAUUGAUCCUCAAAAAUAUUUUUAUUCAUCAUUUAGUCAUUUUUCAUUUGAAGUUAGUAAAGAAAAUUUAGUCAUUAUGGAUUUAUAAGGAGCUCAUAAUAUCUUAUCUGAUCCUUCAAUCUAAACUGAAGAAUCUUGGAUAUCUAUUUUAAUAAAAGAUCCUACCAAUAGAUUUAACAAUGGAAUCUUUGAUUUUAAAACUGCAUAGCAUAAAGAAUGCAGUUACUUAUGUGAAAAAUUAAAGCUCCAUAAAAUUAAUUAGAAUACAAAGUAUAAUUAAACUCUCUGUCCUCCAAAUUAAAUAAAAAAUAUGUAUGGAAUAUGUUAUGAUUGCGAUGAAUUUAUUAGCUUCAAUGAAGAGUUACUUAAUGAUAAAAAUAACAAUAAAUUUACAUUUAAUUGUAAAUUCUGUUCGGAUUCUAUGUCUUAAAAAAAAAUAGAUGUAUUUUGCACAUGUUGUUAAUAUAUGUUCUAAACCUCCAUAAACAAUUAAUUAAAAUAAUUGACAAAUGUAGGGAUUUGUUAAGAUUGUAAAAACAUCUGUGAAAAAUAAAUUGUUACUUGCUAUUACUGUAGGAGAAAAUGCAAAAAGAUUAUGACUGAUAUAACUCUUAAUAAUCAAACCUUUGAUAUCUGCAAGGAUGCUUACGAUUAUNUAUUGGAGUUUUACUAAAAAAAUUGA
Paramecium sonneborni is the source of this 2595-nucleotide messenger RNA. NCBI's taxonomy places the organism in Eukaryota, Ciliophora, Oligohymenophorea, Peniculida, Parameciidae. The record is from the annotation of a GenBank genome assembly.